CUGGACUACGCUGUACCACAAUCACGUCCGGGUCGUAAGGAUUGUUGACAUAUUUCUCUGUAACAUUCAUUGAACUCCUUACCCCCAAAAACGUUGUCACCGGCUCCUGCUAACCCGUGUCUGCGGUCAUCGUUCAUGGCUACAGCGGUGCUGGUUGCUGCUGUCGUCGGUGGAGGAGUUUACUUUCUUAUGCGCCGUUUGUUUCCUGCCCAGAAAACAAUGCAGUUGCUCCAGUACGCAAGUGACACUAUGCGAGGAAAGACGAUCAUUGUGACCGGGGCAAACAGCGGGAUAGGGAAAGCGCUGACCGGGGAGUUGGUGAAGCUCCAGGCGCGGGUCAUCAUGGCAUGUAGGGACCAAAAGAGCGCAGAAGAGGCGGUCAAGGAAAUUCAGGGUCUGGCGGGUCCAGAGCAGGGAGAGAUGGUGAUCAAACACCUGGACCUGGCUUCACUCACGUCCGUUAGAAGGUUUUGUGAUGAAAUUAAUAAGGAGGAGGCCAAGAUCGAUGUGCUGGUCAACAACGCAGGCAUCUACCAGUGUCCCUACAUGAAAACAGAGGAAGGUUUUGAAAUGCAGCUGGGUGUAAAUCACCUAGGUCACUUCCUCCUCACUCACCUCCUCCUAGAUCUCCUGAAGAGUUCAGCUCCCAGCCGCAUCGUUGUGGUCUCCUCCAAGCUGUACAAGUACGGCCACAUCAACUUUGAUGACCUGAACAGUGAAAAUAACUACGACAAGGCCUUCUGCUACAGUCAGAGCAAACUGGCCAACCUGCUGUUCACACUUGAGCUGUCACAUCGACUGGAAGGCACAGGGGUCACGGUCAAUGCACUCACUCCGGGCAUUGUCAAGACCAAACUGGGAAGGCACGUUCAAAUCCCUUUCCUGGCCAAACCGCUGUUCAACCUGGCGUCAAUGGUCUUUUUUAAGAGUCCUCUGGAAGGAGCUCAGACUCCACUUUAUCUGGCCUGCUCCCCGGAGGUGGAGGGGGUGUCUGGGAAGUGUUUUGCUAACUGCAAAGAAGAGGAGCUGAUGGCCAAGGCUACAGAUGAACAGGCUGCCAAGAAGCUGUGGGACAUGAGCAGCAGGAUGGUUGGACUCACUGACUGAGCACAGUCCUGUUCCGAGUGUGGAUUUUCAGAGGAUUUGUGUGUGUGUUCUUGGAAAAGAAAAAAGAUGAUUAAAUUCCAGCACCCACAGAGACUCUGAUGGCUUGUGAGGAGACCAUUUGCCACAUCUGCGAUAAAUUCAAUAAUGCACUGAAAUAAUGUGCCUGUUAACUGUGUCAAUUUAGUUUGACUGAGCAAAUGUGCUGGAAUAAGAGCGCAAAGCAAUAGGCUGGAUGUGUAAAAUUGAAACAUGUGCCUGUGAAACAAAUGGUCCUCUGUAAUAGCUCACGUUUUGUUUUUUAAUUUUAGCAACAAAAAAAAGUUAUAAUGAAGAGGAUUGUGAUAAAAACAUCAUGUAUUAAAAUGUCAUCAAUCCUGA
Cynoglossus semilaevis (tongue sole) is the source of this 1485-nucleotide messenger RNA. It is a transcript of the gene rdh14b, whose product is annotated as retinol dehydrogenase 14b. NCBI's taxonomy places the organism in Eukaryota, Metazoa, Chordata, Actinopteri, Pleuronectiformes, Cynoglossidae. The coding region runs from base 136 to 1107 and encodes 323 amino acids. The transcript is spliced from 2 exons. The record is from RefSeq and is a predicted model, not a curated record.